CAUACGUGCAAGUCGUGCAAGUCAUCGCGGCCACCUCCAUCGCGUGAGAGGUGCGGGUGCGUCCCUUCUCGGUCAGCUCGAUGACCUGGGGAUGCCUUCUGGCCCCUCGUUGGGACGUUCCGCCAUGUUGUCAUCAAUGGCGGAGAAUCCCCUGCUUGGCGUUGCUGACAUCGUGAGGCUGCCUCGCAUGUUCCGCAUCAUGGCGGUCUACUUUAUUGUCUACGCCUUCAUUAGUGGUCUUGUGACGGUGACACGGAGGAUCCAUCAGGGGGUGGAAUGGUACCUGUCGUACGUCAAGUGGCUCUGGGACGGCAAGAACAUCCCGCCAAACGACAAGAGGCCACAGCUGCUGAUGCUCGACAUUGCAGGCAAUGGACAAGAUGCUCACCGCACAAUGGCGGCAGCGGCAGGAGAGGGUGCAAGGGACCCUGCUGCAGGCCAUGAGGAUCAGGGGAGCAAGUCAGCUCAGACUCAGCCGGCCCAACCGGCGGCCAUCAGCCCCAAGAUGCGAGGUCCGCCUGUCUCAUUGGCACAGAGAUUGUCGACGGUGAAAAAGCGAGUCCUGACGGGAGUUGGGCUCGGCUUGUUUGGAACAGCGUGGGUGUUUUCGGGCAACGCAUUGUUCACGAUGAUUAUCAUUCUGCAGUGCAUUGUCGCUCAACUUGAGUAUUACCGAAUGGUCAGUGAGUGGGAUGGAUGGGAACUGGGGGGGAGCCAAACAUGACGCCGAUGCGUCGAUUGCAUCGUGAGAGUGCAAACAAACGUAUUGCUUGGAGUGUGUGCAUUGUUUGUUUGUGCGUAUGUAUGCGUUCAGUGCAUCUUCAAGGGAAUCUAUCCUGCCCGCCGGAUCAGCAUGGUCAGCUCUCUUAUUCUUUAUACCAUGGCCUGCUACGCGCCUCAGUACCACGAGCUGGUUCUUCCUUUGUCUGGCACGGCAAUCAUGGUGUGGUUCUUACUCAUGCGGCCGUCACCAGGCACGAUAUCUGAGAUAUCCACCUCAUUCAUGGGGCUAUUCUGGUGCUCCUAUCUGCCCUCAUUCUGGAUCAGGUUAAGAUUCCUCGGUAGGCUGCAGGCACCACUGAACUGGAAGGCACACAGCACUGCAGACAAUUUCACAAUUGCCUGGUGGUGCCUCUCAGGACCAGUCGAGAAGACCAGAUUUGUUGCGCUCUUGAACCUUCGGAAGUGGUAAGUGAGGGUCCUGCGACGACGCACACGUACUGCCCACCCGACAACAUCUGUCGGCUUGUCGUUUCCCACUCAGGUACCCCCCAUGGCUUCCCAAGAUCACUCCGCCUCCCGAUCUGUGGACCCAAGGUGCGGUUGUCACCUGGUGGACCUUUCUGUCGAUAGCUAUGGGCGACGUCGCUGCAUACUUCCUGGGUACACGAGGAGGGAAGAACAUGCGCCUGAAGGAAGGAAGAGUCAAGACGAGACAUCUGUAUGUCGCUGUGCACAGGCAAGUCCUUCGGGCGACGCAAACUUGCGUCGAUUAGUCCUGCUGCAGGGGCUGCGUCACCCAACAAAACGGUGGAAGGAGCCCUUGGUGGCCUGCUUAUGUCGGUGCUCAUGUCUUUGCUGGGUGCGUGGCUUAUGCAUUGGCCCAUCUGGCCCUUUACAGGUACUUCCCAUGAAUGCUCGACCGCACGUGCAUACAUCCUGACGUCAUCCACGAUAAUGGGUUCCGUUGUCAGGAGCCCUCUAUGGCACGAUGCUUGCGGUCGUCGGUCUUGUCGGCGACUUGACAGCUUCGACGUUCAAACGAGACGCAGGCCUAAAAGACUCAGGACACAUUCUGCCAGGUGAAAGGGCAGACAACCGGUUGCUAGCUGGCCACUAAAUCACUCUGCUGCUUCAUUUUGCUCUAUCAGGCCACGGCGGGCUUCUUGAUCGUGUUGAUUCGUACAUGUUGACGGCGACACCAUCACUCAUUUUCGUGCAAUACCUUCUCCCCGCAUUGCGAAAAAUAGUCGCGUAGCAGUGUGUUGUAGGUGUUGCCUCUUUGUCGUGUCAAUAUGAUGGUGCUUUCGUUCGGAUUCAUCGACGGACGGCGGGCUGUAGAUCUGCAGAACGCAACAAUACACACGAAUACAUCACGCCCACACGACAAUCAGCAAUGCCUUCACUCAGCCUGCGUACGUAUGUGUUGAUGGCGUGCUGCUUGGCCUUGGCCAUCACGCUCCAUAUAUAUAUGGAUCACGCU
This is a messenger RNA of Vitrella brassicaformis, 2203 nucleotides long. The record is from the annotation of a GenBank genome assembly. NCBI's taxonomy places the organism in Eukaryota, Vitrellaceae.